AUGUUUACCACUUUUAUCGGUUUAAUUGAUAUUCAAUCAUGGUGGGAGGUGCCCUGCAUCGCACACUUUUGCUCGCUGUUCAGUACCACCUUUGAGCUACCGGUGUUUGACAUCGAGGACCUCGAAGAGGCACUGCUUACAGAUACCGAUGCCGAGGGACAAGUAGAGCCAAAAGUGUAUAUCGCGCGCUUACUGCCAGAUCUGAUUGUAGCGCUACUGAAAGGAUGUGACACACUUGCUCCGAUCGUAGCGCACAUCAGCCCGAGCAAUUAUCAGAUGUUCCUGAGACGCUUAUUCAGACAAAAAUGCCAGGAACAUAGAGUUGAAAAUCCGUUCAAUACGGAUACGGAUUUUGAGAAGUUGCCGCUCCGCACUAAGAUCCUGAUUUUGAAAUAUUUGUGCGAAUUUCGACUUGAUUCCGAUGAUGUUUCUUCGUUUUCUCUGUACGAACCAAACAGUAUUCGCCUAGAACCGCUUGGAUACGAUCGUAACGGGUCCUCCUAUUGGCAUUUUUUCGGUACACGGCUGUACCGGGAAGACUACGUCCACGGGAAACAUAAACCGGGAAGUACCAAGCCAACCGUCUGGCAGGUAAUCUGCUUCUCGGAAGAAGAUUGGCGCAAUCUCGCACACAAGUUUGAAAACUCCACAGACCGCAAGGAACGAGCCCUACACGCACUAUUGGUAGAAAACUUUUUGCCAUACAUUCCGAAGCUGUUUCGUGACAAGGAGAGAGUACGAAGAGUUAAACUUUUGGAGCGAAAAACUUCAUCAAGGCUAAGACUCAAACGUGAAGAAAGAAUCCUUCGUCAACAGCAACAAGUACAACCAACCGAACGCGAAACUGAACAACCCGGCCCGUCGGAAGUACCAGAGGAAGAAAAUCCAUCAAGAAGUCAACAGCUUGCCGAAGCACGCGCCAAGCGGGCCGAACGACGAUCACGAUCCAAUUCCGUCACAAGUAUAGUUACGACACAUGCUAGCUCAUCAGAGCCACCUCUGACGCCUGAUUUUAUUUUUCAGCCAAAAGAAAACGCAUUCCGUAAAGAAAUUUCUACAUACCCUUACCUUCACACUACUAAUUUGAGAGGUUCCACUUCUCCGUCAGUAGGUUCGCACUUGCUAAAACAGGGCGAAGAGGAAGAAGACCACUUGCAAGAUACUAUUAGCGGCAGCAACAGCGGUCCUGCCAGAGACGCGAACCGUUCACCGUCCUGCGUCAGCCGUGAAUCUAUUGAUUCUGCAAGUAGUUAUCGGAACAGCACUGGCAGCAGCAGUACCUUUGUGUCGGGAGAAAACACGGUGCAUGUACAGAGCCUAAGUGAUUCGUUUUUCAUUGCAAACCGCCACGACAGCGACGACGACGACGACGAUAGUGAGAGCUUGGAUAACAUUGAAGCUGAGAAUAACAUCAACACUAGUAACACUAUUAACCACUGGCGAACUGCGGCAGAAUCGCUCAUAGAGAUCAAAGCCCCACACGCCGACAAACCACAACCAAUUGAUUCGAGCAAAAAACAGCAGCACCAAGUGCGGCGCGUAUGUGCUACCGAAUUGGAAAGCCUUCUUCGUUUGAACCAUAAUAUGGCACCAACAGCUACGAAACUGCCCGGACGGCAGACCAAUAACUCACUUUCGUCUGUAACUGGACCCGUGAUACUUCCAUUUGCCGACGGUGGUAUGCAGAAGGGUAGUUCAGCGGGCAGCGGCAAUCACAAUAACAACAACAGCAACGGGUCGACACCCGGCAGUGGGAAAAGUGGAAUAGAAUCGGCAACAAACAACAACGGUGGACGGAAAGGCAAGAAAGGAGCAAAAUCGGCACAGCAUGUUUUUACCAAAACGACCUCAUCCGCUUUCAUAUCGUCGUCUCUUAGCUUCACCGAAACGGAUGAGGUUUUGCAGAUCGGCAUGCAUAAGGUGCUGGAAAGCAUAAAAAACCACGACGAUGCCUGGCCGUUUAUGGAUCCAGUCGAUGAGGAUAUCGCUCCACGAUACUACUCCAUCAUUCGAAGGCCGAUGGAUCUACAAAAGAUGGAGGAAAAGCUUGACAAUGGGGAGUACGCUAUGUUUGGAGACUUCCAGUACGACUUUAAACUGAUCGUUAACAAUUGCCGACUUUACAACGGACAAGCCAAUGAGUACACGGAGAUGGUUAACAAUCUUCAGCUGGCUUUUGAACGCGCCCGAAAGAAGUACUUCGAUGAGAAUUCUUCUGACGAGGAAAUGAUGACUCUCGAGCACCCGGAUGUAAGCCGGUCUAGUGCGGUCAGGGAGAAAGUGCCCCCGGCGCAGCCCAACAAAUCUGGCGAUACGUCCGCCGGAGGUGGAAAGCCUAGUUCAAAAGAAGCUGGUAGUAAUGCUGCUGGCAGCGGCACCAAAGCAGAUAACACAGUGAAGGAAAAAACCAAGAAAAGUGGCAGUGCUGUGAAUGUCAAAGGAGGAAGUAGUGCAAGUGGCAGUGCUGCGGAUGUCGAUCGCGGACCUCUUAACAGUGGCGAAAGCAAAAAACAAACGACGACAGACAAAGCUAAGGACAGCAAACCGAAACCAGUGAAGGGAGGAGUCGCUACAGCAUCAUCGGAUCAAAGGGAUGGAAAACAUGCUCCGGCGACAAAGAAACAGAAACCGAUCAAACAUCUGGAAAUGGCAACAGAUCCGAAACCUGCUCCCGAGCCGCUAGAAAGCGAGAAAAGUGUAUCGAGUGGUAGUAGGAACUUGAAGCGGAAGCGUAAAGAGAAGGAAAAGGCGAAUAGCAAAGUGAAAAACAGAAAAGUGAAAACGGAAACAAACGAUGAUCGGGGUGUCGUGGUCAUGAAGGAAGAAGUGGAUGUCCGAGCGGUGGAAAACAAGGAAGAUGAUGAUGGUUGGGGUGGCCCAGAGCGAAAACGGGCUAAAAAGGAACGGACGGAGCAUGUGACAAAAAAAGUGCAGUCCAAAUCCAGCGUAUCAGCGGCCGAUGAACGACACGCGGUGGUGUACCAAGAUCACAAGGAAUACUUAGUGCCUGUUCGGAGUGAACAAUCAAAAGCGGAAGGAGAAAAAAGAUCGCCCAAGGAUGAGGAGCAACAAGAUUAUCCUGUGUACGAAAGUAAGAAGAAAGCGGCCAUCAAAGCGCUGCAGCGACAGGAAAAAGAAAAGAAGAAAUAUGGUGCAAAGGUGAAGAAGGAAGAUAAAAAGACAAAACCCACUGUUAGUAGCAAUAGUCUCAGUGGCACUGGCAAAUAUGGCAAGGGAAAGCACGAAACUCGGUCGCCGGUGCGACGAUCACUAUCGCGAUCGCCGAGCCCAGCGCCGUUGCCUAAACUAUCGAGACUCAGUGUCGCCUCACCAGUUCCUGCAGACUCAAAGUCUCCACCGUUGGUGAGUCGAUUGGAUAGUGCGAACGAUAAGGGCAAAGCGCACAAAUUGGCUGCGAAAAAAACGAAUGAUAGAAACGAUACAGCGUAUGAAGAAACUCAAAAACGGGACGAAUCGAAGCCGAAUAAAAGUGUGACGCAGCAAGCAAAAAGUGGUCCUGCCGGUAGCAAGGGGCAACAGAAAAAGGACACACGAAACAAACGAAAGGAAGCGGUUGCGUUCGGGAGCGGUAACGUUGUGGAUGAGAAGAAAAUCCCGGAAUCAAACAGCGAUAGUAGUGGAACUCAUGCGGAUGAUGGGAGUGACAGCGAACAGGACAAGUUCAGCAGACAACGACCGCAUGGUGGCGCGGCUGAAGAAGAACUCACCGAAGAUGGCAACCGAGUGGAAGGUGGUCGAGGCAAAAAAUCGGACAAAUCUAAAAACAAAAAAAGUAAAAACAACAAAAACUCGAUCGAAAACAAUAACGAUGCUGAAGAUCACCACCAUCACCGUGGAAGUAAAAAAGGAAGAGGAAGUAAAGUGAGGGGAAGGGAGAAGAAAAUGGACAAAAAAUCUCACAAAAAAGACAGAGCUGGUCGUGGCAAGAAAAAAUCAAAACCGACGUCGUCUACUUACUGCCGUAACCCAGUAUCUAGCGGUGGCGAGGACGAUGAUGGGAAAGAUGUGGAUGUGGAAGCCACCGAUGGGGGGAGCAGUUCCCGUCGUCCACAGGCGGCGGCAGAAGAACGUAGCAAAAGUGCCUCAAACUGCGCCAAGCAAACAAGGGAUUUCACGCACUACUCGAUUCAUUCGCACGACGGACUCUCGAGAAGUGCUUCCCGGUCACCAAGUCCGAUUGGUUCUUACUUUUCCGAUCAAUCGGAAGAUAAUGACGACGAAAUGGAUGACGGUUGUAGUAAGAUACCCGAAGGGUCGGCACUUGAUCGGCCGAUCACUCCCGACAUCAAGGAUAAGUUUGAUCUCAUCAAGGAACGCCGGAACCGUGCUGCAGCUGCUGCCGCGGUCGCUGCCGCAGCCAAAGCCAAGGCCAAACAAACCAAAGUCAAAACGAAAGCCAAGGAAACUGCUGCCACUGGCACGAGCCCGGGCAAAAGGAGCAAACAGAAAACACAAAAUCGUGGCCAACAAGAGCAACGCCAGUUGGAUGUAGCCGCCGCCGUUACGGUUUCCCCUACAGCAAGUGCCUCGGGUAGCAAACAUCCCAAAAAACGUCAUCAACAGCAACACCAGCAAGACCAGGAGAACGAGAAGCCUGCCGUUGAGAUGGCGAAGCAGCAAAAGAACAGUCCCAGUGGUAGUGCGAAGGGCAAAAAGAAACGCGACAAAUCCAUCGAACAGCCGGCGGCGGGUUACGGAAUGCUGGACACUUCAUCUUCGUGGAACAAAGCGCAUGAGAAGAAGCGUCCGACGGAUGCGAAAAAAGUCGACCGAAGCAUCGAGUAUGAGUUUGUCGACGAAGGUGCAUACGAUCCCGUCUGUCCUUCGCCAGUACCCGGUAAGCCGGACACCGACAGACGAACGUCACACUCUGCCGCCGGAGUGAAGGCGAAAGCAGCACACAAAAGACCGCUGGCGUCGGGCCCAGUAUCGGUUUCACAAAAACAUGCUAAAACAAACGCGAAACCAACAGCGGCCAUCAAAACCGCCGGAGGCGUAACCAGUGCAUCGAAAGGCGGUAUGGUUCCCCCCGCGGCAGCUGCUGGUGGUGGGGCCAACAUGGAAGAAUUAGAGUUGGAAACGGAACAAACACUGAAGGACAUCAACAAGUGGCUAGAGAACACACCGCGCUUCCCAGAGUACAGUUCGGCAAGUAACUCACCGUCGCGCUACAUUAUGGACGAUUUUGACAGCGUUCCCGUAAAGAUCGAGGAUACCGAUUUUCGAAAACCAAUUCCACUCUCUCAGCUCCCUGCGUCCGCAACGGCGGCCAGUGAAUCGAGCGAAAAACGAUCAUCGGCAGCGGUUAGUCCGUUGCGUGGCUCCAGUCCCGCACUGGCAGCCAUGGCUGCUCCACCGACAGCAUUCUCUCCCAAAUCGAGCGGUGCAUCGGCGAAACCGAUUGGCGGCGCCACCGAAACAUCUCUCAAAGACAGCACCACGACCAACAUGAAAAGUGUUGGGUCGACUAACCACACGAUACUUGGGCCACCACCCAUCAUUCCGGCGCACUCGCAGAAGAAGGAAGCGAAAGAACCGAAGCGCAAAACGCUGAAGGAAAAGCUGUCCCAGCUUGGGGCUCGCAAACGUGACCUGCACCGAACGAUCGAUCGGCUGCAGCCGGGCAAGACAAAGGGCAACCUGAUCGGUACAAUGCAGAAUCUCAACAAACCGGACGAUUUGUUCGCAAGCGGUGGUGGCUCCGGCGGGAACGGCGGUGCUGGUGGUGGUGGUGGAAGUGGAGCUAAUGGGAGUGCCGGGUCCGGCAGCAGCGGUGCUUUGGGCAAGUUCAAGGAGGUUAAGAACUCGCUCAUUGUCAAGACGGACGAAUCGAAACCGAAGCUUAGUCUCGGCACCGUUCUAAACACGGAAGGUUUCGGCAUCGUGCAGCAACACAACUUUGCGGACGAUGUGAAGGAUGACGUGGCGGCGGAGGAAAGCCGGCGCUCAGAGUGCAGGAAACCAGAAGAGGAAGACACGACUGUGGACGAACCGGCGAGUAAAGCUUCGUCGGUGUUUCUGUCUAAACUCAGUAAUGGAAGUGCGGGCAGUGACACGGGAAUUCAAAAAACGACUUCUACUACGGGAAAGACUGAAGAUGGAAACAAUGCAACCGGGAGCACUCCGGGAGACCGGGAGCACAGCACCGGGAAGCCGAGUUCCGCAGACGAGGGUUCACUCACCAAAGAUGAAACGGUGAAGAAGGAAAAUGGUGCCACUAAAUCCACGGCAGCCACAUUACCAGCGGAAGGCAAGGAAGGGGCCGUCCCCAAGGGGGGAGCUGACAAACCUUCCGCGACGCCCAACUUGAGCGCUUGGUUUAAGGCGUUCGGUGUUCCAAAGAAACCGAAAAAGUCGGAAGACUCGGACGAACCCGGCAAAGCGUCUCCGGCGAGUGAAAAGAGUAAGGGUUCCGAUCAAACACCCCCCACGACGUCCGAAUCGCCUUUGGCACCCACUGCGCCGGGUGGCCUGGAGGGCUCCAGUUAUCCAUCGCUUUCUGCACCGCCGCGCCAACGAAAGGCCAGCACCGGCAGCACGGUUAGCGAACGAUCGUCCUACAGCCAGGACCCGGACAGCCCUCGGAUCGGAAUCGACGAACGGAUCGGUGGCUAUCCCGGUCCGUAUCCCAGCCCGAUUGGUGCAUCACCGAUCAUGACUUCGCCGAAGCUGGACGAGUCGCAAAAAAGUCCAUACCAUCCGCUGAACGGUGCCAUCAAGGUAGGCUUCUAUCAGGACACGACGCAGAAGAGCAGCCCGGAAAAGAGCUGCAGUCCGCGGGAUAUGCCCGCCUCGUACCCGCAGUACUCGCAGCAUCUGUACACGUCGAACACUGCCACUUCCUCGAGUGGGAACGCCACGAACAGCGGUUCGCUGUACGGUAACUACGCCACUUACGGUGCAAUAAGUAGCGGAACAUCUGGCCCCUCCACUUCGUCCGCAAUCACUGGAAGCACCUCGACUGCGCAACUCGAGGAAGCAACUCGACGACAAAACAACAACAGUGUCAGCGUUGCUACGGCAACUACCGAAAGCUCUGCGGGAACGACACCAGCUGAUGGUGGCUUCAAGGGCUACGGGAAGGAGCUAAAGUCACCCGUCGAUUUCUACGAUCAGUACAAACAACCGGCUUCACAGGAGUCCGAUUACAACUCUUCGAUGAGUCCGAGUACAAAUCCCAACUCUCCAUAUCACAACCCGGCGUCGUCGCCGUACCAGCAACAACAGAACUCACCCGCCUGCUAUCAACAGCAGCAGCAAUCGAACCAAGCAUCCUCUCCGUACAGCAGCCAGCAGCAGCAGCAACACCAACAAUCGAUGGCGUCUCCAGCCUCUUCGGGGCCUUUGUCACCCUACAGCACCAGCUCGGUGACUCCCAACCCGCCGACGGUACCGCACAGUCCGGCCGCCCAGACGGGGCUCGGUGGACAUUCCCCGUACCAGAACAACUCGGCUCAAGCACAUUCCCCGUAUCAUGGAGGGACCAACAACAACAACAACCAGGCCCCCCCACCACAAUCGGCACCGUCGGGAGCUGUGGCCGGGGGUCCAAAGUCCAAACCGAACACACCUCUGCACCAAAGCCCCAACUCUCCGUUCUCCCAGUCGAACCAAAGCUCUCCUUACUCGCAGCAGGACCCCAACUCGCCCUAUUCCCAAGGCCAACUGUCACCGUUCCAACCGAUGUCACCGAAACCCUCGCAACCAACGGUUGCUACGAGUGCUUCGGGAGGUGCUCAAAGUAGCAUCAAACUAGCCCCGCCCAUCAUCACACCUCAGCAGGCUGCAGCCGCCGCAGGGGUAAUACUUCCCGUUGAGGCGGUUGCACAAAAUCUGGCCACUCCAACGGCGGGCGGGUCUUCACAACACCAGGCAACACCACCACAAAUUAAUCCUCACCACCAACAUCACCAACAUCAGUCCGCCGCAUCAUCGGCUCAUUGGAGUCACCAGGGUCACUACAAUCCUUACCUUCCGACAGCGAGUGGCGAUCCGGGCAGUAGCGGUAGCAACAGCAGCACCAGCAGCGCUAUGCUAAUGCCGCCCGCUCCUGCGCAUAUGCCGAAUGCCACAUCCUCGCAAGCGCAGCAACCUCAGCAAGCGCACCACAAUGCCCACCAGCAUCCUACGCCUGCUCACGCACACCAACAGCAUCAUGAGCAGCAGCAACAGCCACACCCUCACGCACAGCAACACCAACAUCCUCCAUUGCAAAACCAUCACCAGCGCCAGCCGCACCACGCUCUGGCAACCGGGGGCCAACAGCAGCAGCAUAGCCAUCUCAGCAACCUGCUGAUGGGUGCCAACAGCAAUCCGUACGCUUCCACCUACGGUCGCCCGUAUGACCUCAACUCUGCUUCGGCAGCCCCGGCCACCCUGGAGCAUCAGCAUCAUCACCCUGCCCAUCACCACCAGCACCCGCAACACCAUCAACACCCGCAACAUCAACACCAGCAACAUCAGCAGCAGCAACAACAUUCGUCGAAGGUGCCUGAAAUGAUCAAUCUUGGCUACAGUGAACCGGAAGCGACCGGCAACAGCAAUGUAACGCCCCAAACGCCUGCUUCGAUCCCCAAACAGCAACAGGAGGUGCCAAUGAACAUGGAAACCAGUGGUGGGCCGAUAACACUGGGUGGCAAAAGCAAGCAUCCAGGUGGCGGCACAGACGCAAAGGAGGCUUACGAUACCCCUCUGAUAGAUUACGCUGGAGCAAUGGAUGCUUCGAUGAGCAAAUCGAAAGCAUUCGAUGUGUUUAAUCGUUCGGCCCCGAUGAACUACCCGCGAGGAUUCGGCACCAACCACGGUGCCGGAGGCGUUGUUGGCAGUCCCGUCGGUUACGACCAUCAUGGGAACAACAUAAACAAGGCACACGAACAACAUGGUGGGCCCAGUUACAACAUGCAAGCGUCGACUACAGCGGGCCCCUCAACGGCAGCAAGUGCGAAAGGAGCUAGCGCGAGUCAACCCUCGGAGCAUAUGCUGUCACGCUACGAUCAGCGAAGUCCUCAGCAAAUCCAACUGCACCAGCAGCAGCAGCAGCAGCAACAGUCGGCGAACAAUAUGGAUCUCAGCAGUAGUAGUGCCGGCGGCAGCAGCACGACUGGAUAUAAACCCUACAGCUCGGCGGCAAAUUUAAUGGAUCCUUCGAUCCGCAAUCUCACCUCCCUUUCGUCGCUGUACAAUCCGGACGAUCGGUUGCUGGGAGCGCCCGGUGCCGGGGCACUACCGACGGCUACGGCCGGCUACUACGACAAAAGUAUCCCACCGACGGCGCACAUGUACCCCAAGAACCUUGCUCCGGCCGCAUCGUCGUCGUCGUCGGCAACCGCCACUACGUCGACGUUGCAGCAAAUGUUUAACAGCACCCUGGCAGCGACCUCUUCAAUGGGUUACGGUCGCGCUGGCGAGCCGCAAAAUGCUGCCUACGUACCGGGUGGUUAUCACCACCAGUCCCAACAACAACAACAUCCCUCUCAGCAACAAACCAUGAACACAUCGGGUGUUCCGUCGCAAAAGAUGAUCCACGGGAGCGGUGUACCUUCGUCGGAUUGCAAUCCCAGCAGCAGUGACCCGCAGCCAUCGGUGGUGGCACCACCUGCCAAGCCGAAGAGGACACGUAAGAAGAAAGAUCCUAACCAGGAGCUGCUGGCCCAGCAACAGCAACAACAGCACCAGCCACCGCCGUCAUUGCAUCAACAGCAAGCGAACCAGCUACACCAACAGCAGACGGCAGCCCAUCAGGGAUUCCAGUCCUACAGCGGAUUGAAGCCAGCCGCCAAUCCAGUCUCCGUAGCGUCCCCGUCCAUUGGCCAGAUGGUCGGUGGCACCGGCAUGGGCGGUAGUCACCCGACGGGAAGCGCCGAGUCUUCGGCCAUUUCACUCAAGACGACCAACGUACCGGGGAGUGCCUUCAACUUUGGAACCGGGCCAUCGGGACUAGGGCUACCGGGUAGCCUGUACGGCGAUACUUCCGUGGCAAGUGCCGCGUACCUCGAUGAUGCGUAUCGCAACACGCCAAAUGCUUACUAUCUUGCGCCACCGAGUCACCGCGGUCCGCCCGUCGUCGACGAUAAACUGGUGUCGGUCGUGAAUGCCGCCGGUACUUCGCAGGGAGUGCCACCGCCGCCGGGUAUAGUCGCGGCGGCGGCUGCCGCAGCUGCCGCUUCGGCGGGCGCAUCCGUAGUGCAUCCUCCGCCGCCGUCGGCCGCAUCACCGUACCACCAGUUUCUCGCGUCGCACCACGGUUCCCGACCGUACCAGUUCAUGAACCAGCUCGAUUACCUCCAACGCCAGCAGGAUGAGGUGCGCGCCCAAAUGCUGCUCAAUCAGGGACUACUGGGGCCUCCGGGACCCGCGCCGCCCAGCGCCUACGCCCAGGCAAGCUAUCAUCCGGCGCUCGGUAUGCACAAACCGUACGAUGCCAUGAACAGCAUGAACCGUCCCCCGUUCCUCUAACGUCAAACGGCAGUAGCUUGAAGGAAUCCACUCAAAGAUCAAGGUGCAAAAACAAAACUCGAAACGUUGCUGCACCAGGAAGGAUGCGGAAAGGCUGCGGAAGGGUAAGUUUGCCAGAAAAUCGCCGGAACCGGAAUAUCACCGACCUUUCCGCCACCCGAUUUGCUUCUCAGUCUCAGUUCAAGAGGGUCAAGAGCCGUCUAUGUUAUCAACAAGAUUACAACGAGUUUUCCCAACUCGUUCCGUUUAGUGUUUUAUGUCUUUUUAACCAACUUCAAAUACUCGUCGUAUUAAGUGCAUCAUUAUGCUAAAGGUGGUGUGGUGCGUCACACUUGUUCGUUUUGUUUUUUUAAGCGCAACCUUAGAACACCCUGUGAACUCAAACGUAUCAGUAUAUUUGUUGCGGUCUCAUGUUGAUUUUCUUUUUCUGGUUUCAUACUUGAUGUAGUCGGUUUUGGUCAAACCUUGUUACAGUGAAA
Molecule: messenger RNA, 10955 nt
Organism: Anopheles cruzii
Lineage: Eukaryota; Metazoa; Arthropoda; Insecta; Diptera; Culicidae
Gene: dikar
Product: serine/arginine repetitive matrix protein 2
Exons: 11
Coding region: 1-10476 (3491 amino acids)
Biological process (GO): chromatin remodeling
Cellular component (GO): CERF complex
Molecular function (GO): protein binding
Source: RefSeq, a predicted model, not a curated record